Molecule: messenger RNA, 1326 nt
Organism: Myotis davidii
Lineage: Eukaryota; Metazoa; Chordata; Mammalia; Chiroptera; Vespertilionidae
Gene: SAXO4
Product: protein phosphatase 1 regulatory subunit 32
Exons: 11
Coding region: 115-1326 (403 amino acids)
Molecular function (GO): phosphatase binding
Source: RefSeq, a predicted model, not a curated record
CGUCCCUGAGGGCCCAGGAUUCUCUGGAGCAGCUGCUGCCUCCUGUCCCCUCUCCUCUCGCAGACCUCACAGCCAUUGCGGAGGGCAGGCCCCGGGGCCCUGCCCCGCAGCACGAUGACGGGGAAAAUCCCCCUGGGGAUUGCCUCCCCUUACGUGAAGUCGAGCUCAGGGGGCUGCGCGGACCCCAUGAAAUUCUACGCCACCACCUACUGCACAGCCUAUGGCCGGGAUUUCAAGCCCCGCAUGGGCAGUCAUAAAGGCACCGGCUACAAAUCGAAUUACCGGCCUGCGGUCUCAUACCAAGCCGGUCUCCAUGCUCCCGACAAUCCAGCCAUGGGGGAACAAGUCCGGGACAGCUUCCAGACCGUCACCAGCCAGAGUUACCGCCCCCUGGAGGUGCCUGAUGGCAAGUGCCCGCUGCCCGGUGGCUUGUACCAGACCAGCUCUGGCUACUCCCGGGAGAAGGCCAGCACAGCACCCACCUCCAAGGAGGUCAGGAAGGUGCAUUUUGACACCCAGGACUACGGGCCACAGGCCAUCACCGGGCUGGAGCCCAAGCACGUGCCCCUGCUCCAGCAGCAGAACAAGGGCUCGGUGGAGUGGGAGAAUGCCCGACACGGCCCGCGCUUCAUGGCUUCCGAGUAUAAUUCCAAGUACCUCAAAGAGGCCUCAACCCAGCCAGAUCUCCUGCAGAAGAAGUCCAUCGGGGCCAAGGAGAGGAGCGGCUUCACCGAAGGGUCCACCAAGAACCCCAUCGCCUUCCAGGCGCCCUCCCAGGCGCUCCCUGGGGACCCGGCCCUCCUUCCCGGCCAGAGCACCAGCAAGGCGGACUUUCUCCCCAUGACGCACCUUCAUGGGGACGAGCUCCUGCCCCAGGUGACCAGGGGUUCCGAGUGGGAGACUGGCUUCAGCCGAGUGAAUGAGAGGAUUCUGGGCUCCAGGGGCCCAGGCUGCGGGCUGGAGCUGUCCGGGCCUGGGCUCUGGAGUCAGACGUCCUGGGUUCGAAUCCCAGCUCUUCACCCUGCAGCUGCUUCCCGCCGGCAGCUGUGGAGGCCGCCUGGGCGUCUGAUCACCAGCUGUGGAGGCCGCUGGGCCUCUGAACUGACCAAACAGCAGUGCCCACCUGCUGGGCCACAUGAGCCGACGUAUAAGGUGCUGAGCUCACUAACAGGAGCUGCCUUGACGCUGGAGCGGAGGAAGCAGCUGGCCUGUUACGACUGCUAUUUACCCCACACCUACGUGGAGUAUCUGAGCAAAAGAAGUCAGGAGGAGGAGUACACACUGAACAAUUUCAUUUAUGUGAAACCCAAGAACCGGCCUCACUGA